Molecule: messenger RNA, 2750 nt
Organism: Odocoileus virginianus texanus
Lineage: Eukaryota; Metazoa; Chordata; Mammalia; Artiodactyla; Cervidae
Source: RefSeq, a predicted model, not a curated record
AUGAAUCGGGCUCCGCGGCCUCUCGGCGGCUGCUCGCAGCUCCUUCCUCCGCGUCUGGCGCCGGCGCCUCCCGCCCGCCCGCUGGCUCACUCACUCGCUCUUCCCUCCGCCCCGCGACCCGAACCCCGACCCCUGACCCCGGCGGCGGGAAACGCGCCGCUAUUCAAAACCGGCGCAGCUUUAUUGGGCUCGGGCGGCGGACACUCGCAUUGUCCGGCCCGCCCCGCGCUUCCCGCCAAAACGCCCGCGGCGCAUGCCCGGCCAGCCAGGCAGGAUGGGAUGGGGGACGCGGGAGGAGCACGCAGUCCCGGCGGCCCUCUCGCGCACUUCCGCCCCGCGGCCGCGCGCGCGCCCCUGGAGCUAGAGGUCUGGGCUGGGGGAGGGGUGCUCGAACGGCGCGUGGUGAUGACGUCGCCGGAAGCGGGGACGAUAGAGACGCGCCUCCUGCGCUGUGCACGCCGGCGGCCGGGCGGUAGGGCGGCAGGCCUAGGUAGCAGGCGGGUGCGGGCGCCUGGCGGGCGGGCGGCGCAGCGCGUGGCCGAGGCCCGGCCCCGAGGACCGGGGGUUCGAGUCCCGGGCCCCUCCCAGGCCACUGCCGGACGGUGUGCGCUCCAGGCCCCAGGCGAGGCGACGGACGCUGCGGACGAUGGGGGACGAGUUGGACGGCGAAGUACGUUGCGGGGGAGCUGGCCGGGCUGGGGGCCGCGACCGCGAUGGGCUCCGGGCGCGCGGACCGCUACCAGCUCCGCGCCUGCUGUUUGCACGCAGGGCCAGGCGCACGUCGGGGAUCCCGGCCAGGACGGCGUCGCGGCACCGGGCCCGCGGCGGGAGGAGGAGCAGGCAGCAGCGGCCGGGCCAUCGGAGCCGGGGCCCUACGGAUACAUCCGGGCCGGCCUGUUCACCUCGGAGGUCUUCAAGCUGGAGCUGCAGAACGUGCCGCGCCACGCCAGCUUCAGCGACGUGCGGCGCUUCCUGGGCCGCUUCGGGCUGCAGCCCCACAAGACGAAGCUCUUCGGGCAGCCGCCCUGCGCCUUCGUGACUUUCCGCAGCGCCGCCGAGCGCGACAAGGCCCUGUGCGUGCUGCACGGGGCGCUUUGGAAGGGCCGCCCGCUCAGCGCGCGCCUGGCCAAGCCCAAGGCUGACCCCUUGGCCAGGAAGAGGCGGCAAGAGGACCGGGGGGAGCUCUCCGCCGGCCCGGCCGCGUGCGUCGCCGACGUGGUGACCCCUCUCUGGGCCGUUCCCUACGAGGAGCAGCUGGAGCGGAAGCGGCAGGAAUGUGAGCAAGUGCUGCAGAAGUUGGCCAGGGAGAUCGGGAGCACCAACCGCGCCCUGCUGCCCUGGCUGCUCUCACAGAGGCACAAGCACAACAAGGCCUGCUGCCCGCUGGAGGGCGUCCGGCCCUCCCCCCAGCAGACCGAGUAUCGGAACAAAUGCGAGUUCCUGGUUGGUGUCGGCGUGGACGGGGAGGACAACACAGUGGGCUGCCGGCUCAGCAAGUACAAGAGCGGGACGUGUGCCGUGGCAGCCCCCUUCAACACCGUGCAUAUCCCUGGGGCCACCAAGCAGGUGGUGAAGGCGUUCCAGGAGUUCAUCCGGUCCACUCCCUACUCAGCAUACGACCCGGAGACAUACUCAGGUCACUGGAAGCAGCUGACCGUGCGUACCAGCCGCCGCGGCCAAGCCAUGGCCAUUGCCUACUUCCACCCACAGAACCUGAGCCCGGAGGAGCUGGCGGGGCUGAAGGCAUCUCUGGCGCAGUACUUCAUGGAGGGACCGGGCAAGGCCAGUGGGGUGACCUGCCUCUACUUCGUGGAGGAAGGACAGCGAAAGACCCCCAGCCAGGAGGGCCUGCCUCUGGAGCACGUGGCCGGGGACCGGUGCAUCCGUGAGGACGUGCUUGGGCUGACCUUCCGCAUCUCCCCCCACGCCUUCUUCCAGGUGAACACCGCUGCGGCUGAGGUGCUCUACACGCUCAUCCAGGACUGGGCCCAGCUGGAUGCGGGCAGCACGGUGCUGGAUGUGUGCUGUGGCACAGGCACCAUCGGCCUGGCCCUGGCCCGGAAGGUAAAGAGAGUCGUGGGGGUCGAGCUGUCCCAGGAGGCUGUGGAGGAUGCACGGGUGAACGCCCUGGACAACGAGCUGAGCAACGUGGAGUUCCACUGUGGCAGGGCCGAGGAGCUGGUGCCCACCCUGGUGAGCAGGCUGGCCUCCCAGCAGCUUGUGGCCGUCCUGGACCCGCCCCGUGCCGGCCUGCACUCCAGGGUGGUCCUGGCUGUGCGCCGCGCAGAGAACCUGCGGAGGCUGCUCUACGUGUCCUGCAACCCGCGGGCAGCCAUGGGCAACUUCGUGGAUCUCUGCAGGGCCCCGUCCAACCGCGUCAAGGGCACUCCCUUCCGGCCGGUCAAAGCUGUGGCCGUGGACCUGUUCCCUCAGACCCCACACUGUGAGAUGCUCAUUCUCUUUGAGAGGGUGGAGCAUCCCAAUGGUGCGGGGGCCCUGGAGCCCCACAAGUCUGUGGUCCAGACCCCACCAGCACCCCCAGGUGACACCUCGCCGGAAGCCAAGGCCUCCCCAACUUCUUAGGGGCUGCAAAAACCAACCCUUCUGCAACAAUACCUGGACAGCCACAGGCAGAGCCUGGGGUCCUCAAGGCCUGCCCAGGAUGGCCAGGCAGCCACAGAGGCCACCAAGCCUGUCCCUCACCCCCAAAUGGGCCACAAGGACUGGAAUAAACAAGUGCUGAACCGCCA